AAGUCCGAAUCUAUGUCUCGGGUCGUAUUCGGGUCGACCCGGUCGGUGGCACCACCAUAUAUAUAUACAGAAUAAACAGCUGUUGUUUGAUUGAACUAGAUUAACCACUCACUCUUCUUUCUUCAUCUCCGAACUCUGAUCUCUCUCUCUCUCUCUCAAAAUCAACAAUGGCGAAAACGGCGUCGUUUCUUCUGGUUCCGCUUUUCUUCCUCUUAGCUACUGCUGAUACCCAAAUGAAAGUUACUGAUAACCCCGCGGACGAGUUAGUAGCAGUUAUCAACACUAACAGAACUGCAAACAAGUCUCCAUCCCUCUACAGCAACCAAGGUCUGGGCUGCAUUGCUCUCCAGUACAUAAAAGCCUAUCAAGGUGACUGUAAGGCAGUAGGAGGGCCAAACGCCAAGAAGCCGUUCGACACCAAAUUCGCCGAAACUUUUGCACCCAACUGUGGUGUUCAAGUCUCAACCCUUUCUCCAAUUACAGGUCGUUUACUUGGCUGCCAGUCUGCCUAUGUCGAACCUCCUAAAGCGUUCUCAGAAAUUCUUAUGGAAAACCAAAAGAGCUUAGACAUUCUCUAUAGUAAGAACCACACCGAAGUGGGUGCUGCCGUGGCUGGCUCUGAUGGAGGGGGUCCCUAUUUCUGGUGUGUUUUGUUUAGCAGUGGCAAAAAGAACAGUAGCUUUGCUUUGGAUGGGGGUGUUGCUAAGGUAACCAAACCCGGGUGCUUUAGUGGCGCCAACGACGCUUGCAGUGGCGCCAACGAUCGAGCUGGUAAUACUCAUUUGUUGACAUUUGUGGCUACAACUUUGGUGGCGGCGGCCUAUGCCUUUGGAUUGUGAUCAAUGUGUUGUAAGAAUUUAAACUGCUUUCCAUUAACUUGGGUGGCUUCUGUUUUUUGCUCUUGCUUUGAUUGUUUGUUGUUUCUCAUUGCAAUUGGAUGUAGAGAGCCAUUCAUUUUUUACUUUUCUUUCACGGUGUAAAAUUAUGAGACUUGGUUUCACUAA
Molecule: messenger RNA, 1004 nt
Organism: Humulus lupulus (European hop)
Lineage: Eukaryota; Viridiplantae; Streptophyta; Magnoliopsida; Rosales; Cannabaceae
Exons: 2
Coding region: 168-839 (223 amino acids)
Source: RefSeq, a predicted model, not a curated record